AGGGACUCACCAAUCUGCAGGCUGUGGGGCUGGGAUAAGGGGCGCCCUUCGGCCAAUGCAAAUACCCCUCCCCGCACCCGCGAGCCCCUCUGCCCUUGGAUGCAUGUGGCGAUCAAUGCAGCUGCAGCGAACCCUAAAGGCUGAAGCUGCAUAUUCAAAAUUCUAAACAUGCCUUUGGUCAAGACCACAGCCCCGUUCACUGCCAGCCCCUGCAGAUUCCACUGAGCCGCCAGGCUCCUGAGCCAACUCGUCUCUGUCCUCUCAGCGACCCAAACAGCGCGGCCUACAGCUCUGCUAUUAAAACUAGCCAGCAGGAGGGGGGGAAAAUGAAUGAGGUAAAAGAAUGUCUGAGAAACAUAGAACAGACUUACAAGAUCUUCCAGCAACAGCAGUUUACAUUUAUUGCAGCACUGGAACACACCCGAGAGGAUGCACAUGACAAGAUCAGGCCUGUAGCAAGUAUUGGACAGGUGCAGGCAUACAUGGAUCAUCACUGUAACAACAGUACCGACAGACGCAUCCUUCUCAUGUUCUUGAACAUCUGUAGUGAACUGAGCAAACUCUGCCAAAAGCUAGAAGCCCUGCAUCCUGGUACCAGUGUAACGAACAAUAUUUUGGAGAAAUGCAAGCUGCUUGUUAGCCCCAGCAAUGACCUGAGCACCAUCCGAGCCAAGUACCCUCAUGAUGUGGUGAAUCACCUGAGCUGCGAUGAAGCAAAGAACCACUACGGAGGUGUGGUGAGCCUCAUACCCAUAGUGCUGGACUGCAUGAAAGCAUGGGUGGCGCACAGUGAGAAGUUGCCUCGGAACUUCCUGCAUAACGUGAGUGAUGGAAAUGCUGACUCUCAGAAGAGAACACAGCAGGAUGUGUCAGCAAAGGCAUCUACUCCCCUAGGCCCACAUCCUGCUACCCUCACUACUGCUACUCAGACCUUGGUUAGUUACAAAGACUAUUCACGAGAGCAGAACAGUAAAUAUGGUAAAAAAAAUCAUCUGACUGGCACAGGGAGAAACACUUGGAAAUAUCUCAAUGGUCCCUGGAAGCCACCUGGGAAACACUCCUUUUAGAAGGACCAAAGCUCAUACAUCUUUUGGAUAGAUGUGGCUGGUUAUUAAAUAUGGUCUCCAGUAUUCACUUCAGUUGUUCCCUCCCGUCUUGACCCAAGUUCUAAAUAUAUAUAUGUGUAGACCCUAUGUCUCCAAAAGCAGAUAAAUCUAGAUCUUAUCAGAUGCCCUUCUACGGAGAUCCAGAAAAAAAAAAGUGGGAACAGGGGUAGUGUAUGUCACAUGUAUUCCUCCUUGACAGGUCUACUGGGGAGGGCAGAAGAUGGAGUUAGAACUAAUCAGAUUCUGGUCUCUCACCAAUGCUGUGUCUUGGGCAAGUCACUUGAAGUCCAAUUCUAUGACUUCCUAUCUGAUUUUUUCAGGUUACAGGUUGCUCAGAUUCACUGCUGUAAAUAGCCUAGGAUCUGAAAUCUAAGCUGGGUGCAUUGCAUCCCACACCAAUAUCAGUAAUAAAGACUGAGCCAAAAUUUGUCUUCAUUUAUAGCUGUCAACCCCUUCACUCUCCAUGGGGUUGCACAGGUGUAAGGGAGGACAGAAUUUGGCCCUGUAGUUGAAAUUUGAUUAAUUGACACUGUGUGGAUUAAUAGAAUCCAGCUCACUCUCCCAGAGCUGUUUUGGCUCUGCAGGGCUAACAAGAGGAAAAAUCCAGGGAGCAAAUCUACUGAGGAAGAGGUGACCAUUCUCAGACACAGCCUCUUUUCAAAGUAGAAUUGCACUUGAAGGUCUCUAUGCCUCUGCUUUCCCUUGGGUACAUCUUACCUACCUCACAGAAGUGUUUGAUGCUUAGGUCAUUAACAGCUGUAGGGCAUUUGAGAUCAGCUGAUGGAGCAUGCAUAGAAAAGUGCAAAGUAUUUUUAAAUCAUUGCCUUCCUGUAGAGUCUCUGAAGCCAGCUAGCUACCUUACCAGGACUGGGUUAUGAAAGCCAGUCCACCUGUAGGCUCUCUUCCCAUAGUUAUCACUUAGAGCUGAUUUGUAUCAUUUGUGAUGCUUUAUGGAAGCAUUAUUAACUAAGCUCUUAACAAGAUCUUGAUAGUCUGAUGUAUUUCCCUGUAUCUGAUUGCUCUUUUCCCCUUCCACAGGCAAGUUAGCUCCUGUUCUUUUGCCUCCUGCAUGAAGACACUCCUGAAUAAACAUUUCCCAUGCAUUCAUGACUGUAUUUGCUAAAAUUUUGGGGGUGCUAUUAUCUUAAGGUGACCAGAUUUUUGAAACAAGUAUCAACUGAGAUGGGAGGGUUGAGCAAACAAGGAAGUGCAGGAGGGAAUGGCAGUUCAGAAGGACAGGAAGUAUUUACAGGUGAACUUUCACUGCUUCUACCUCCCCCUCUAUGUAUUUGUUCUCAUUCUCUUCCCCCACCACUCAUACACUUUUCCAUAAGAUGUAUAGGAAUCAUUGCACUAACCCUCCGCUCUGGGACAGACAUGAUUUCUUCAGCAAACUUCAUAAUUAUUUUUAAGCGAUCCUAUUCAGUUGAAACUACUGGGGAAUUCAAACAGAUUUAAGAUUGUGGGGCUGUUUAAGACAUAGUUGCUAGUAGGAUUUCAGGUAGAAAAAAGCCACCCCUUCUGUGGAAGGCUUUAUUUCAUAGCUGUAUAUGGAGGCGGCUUUAGAGAGAAAAAUUAGUCACUAAUAGCAUCUAAAUACUUCAAAUCAAGUUUCAGGCCUGACUGUGCAAGGCACCGUACAGACAAGUUAACAGGUAAAACGCUCUUUGGGACAGGAACUGUUAAGCAGGAACUGUGGCCUAUUGGUUAGACUAUGGGCCUGAAGGUUAAAACUUCCAGGUGCUAUUCCCACCUCUGCUACUGACUCAUUGAAUAACCUUAGGUAAAAGGUCAUCUAACCUCUGUGGCUUAAUUUCCCAAUCUGAACAUGAGGAGGAUACCUACUGCGCAGCAGAGGGGCUGGGAAGCUUAUUGUUUGUAAAAGCACCUUUUAAAAUCCUUAGGCGAAAGGGGCUAUAACAAGGGUAAUUUUUACCUGCUAAAAAUCAGUUUCUCCAAGGCCUUUGCUCUGUCAGCCCAGACAGUGGGUGUAAGUCCUACCAGCAGCAAAGGAAAACUCCCGGAGGGAUAUCACUCCUCCCAUGGAGAAGGCUGUCUGAGCAUGGCCAAUCUGAGACUUCUAGAGCUCUGAAAGUAAAUCUGCAACGAAUAUCCUGAGUGUCUCCAGAUCUACAUACACAAAAAACA
Messenger RNA from Chelonoidis abingdonii (Abingdon island giant tortoise), 3254 nucleotides. RefSeq names its product sperm acrosome associated 9 (gene SPACA9). Lineage: Eukaryota; Metazoa; Chordata; Testudines; Testudinidae. The record is from RefSeq and is a predicted model, not a curated record. Gene Ontology annotation, cellular component: acrosomal vesicle; sperm flagellum; ciliary base.